This is a messenger RNA of Lactuca saligna, 822 nucleotides long. Lineage: Eukaryota; Viridiplantae; Streptophyta; Magnoliopsida; Asterales; Asteraceae. The record is from the annotation of a GenBank genome assembly.
AUGGAACAAAUUGAAGGUAAAAAUAAAGAGAAGCUGAAGCGUCCGUAUGAUUCUUUUAUUGAUGUGGUCAAGGAAAUAAAAUCUGUUGCUAAAGAAAGACAUAUCGUCUUUGUUGAAGUUGUUAAAAAGGUGAAAGAGGAUGUAAAUUCGAAGAUUAAGUUGAUUCGUGUUGAUAUGACACAUGAGGUUUGGAAGCUUGAUCACGAUUAUUCAAAUCUUACUACUAAGAAUUAUCGAUUCCCUGCUACUCAAGCUAACAAUGUUGCAUUCGACUUCUCUUUAGAAGACACUCCUUUAAUGAAUAUAAAUGAUCUCAUCGGUGUUGCAAGGAUAUUGAAAGGAGUGUCUUUCUAUGACAUAUGUGGAACUUUCUCUUGCAAUGGGUCGUCAAGUCACUGUGCCCCAAUCUAUGCUAAAGGAGACAAGAAGAGUUUUACAUAUGUCAACCAUGAUGCUAAUGACUUAGGAUUCGACACUGCUCACAAAGGGGGAGAAUGUUGGCGUCGAAGACAAAUUCGGUCUCCUAUUUACCGGUUCUUACAUUGUCUGAUCACUUUCUAUAUUAUCCAUAAAUAUCAUGGCGACAAGGUGCCUUUACAAAAUUUGUUCCAUAUUUGGAGCAUCAUCACGCCAGGAGCUUUCUGUAGCCUACCAUAUAUGCUUGCAAGAUUUUUAGGGACAAAGGCGGCAACUUCUCGUCCUCGUAGUCCUAUUACUGGUGGACAUUUUGUGACUCACCUAGCCCAUUCAUAUGGGAUUCUUGAGUCUUAUGCGAGUUGUGGUGAAUACUGGCGGGGGAUAUGUCAUAUCCCUGGAAGAUGA